UGACGUCAUACGAACGUCUCUAGCCAUGAAUAUUUAGCAAAUGUGAUUUGAUUUAUUAGUGACGAUUUUAGUGGACUCAUAUUAAUGUGUUUAGUGAAAUAACAAAAGAUGGAGACUGAACGGAUGAUAGAAGAUACAAUACCACCACAGGUGACGUCAUUGACAUGUCUGGACACGGGGGUGCGGCCGGCGCCGAGCAGCGCGGCGUAUACGGCCGAGAGAGACACAUGUCUGAAUCUAUUCUCACGGUGGAACGAAACAGAUCAGGUGGAAUUCGUGGAACAGCUCCUAGCACGAAUGUGUCAUUACCAACAUGGUCACAUCAACGCAUACCUCAAACCUAUGCUGCAGAGGGACUUCAUCAGCAUGUUGCCCAAGAAAGGUCUGGAUCACGUCGCCGAGAAUAUACUGUCGUAUCUGGACGCGGGGUCGCUGUGCGCCGCCGAGUUGGUUUGCAGAGAGUGGCAACGGGUCAUAUCUGAAGGGAUGCUGUGGAAGAAACUCGUCGAGAGGAAAGUGCGCACAGACUCGCUGUGGCGAGGUCUCGCCGAGAGGAGAGGCUGGAUUCAGUACCUGUUCAAACCAAAACCAGGAUGCCACCACCCGUCACAUUCGUUCUACAGACAGCUGUACCCCAAGAUAAUUCAGGAUAUAAGGUCUAUUGAGGACAAUUGGAGAAUGGGCAGACACAACCUACAGAGGAUAAAUUGCAGAUCAGAGAACUCAAAAGGUGUUUACUGUCUACAAUACGAUGAUAACAAGAUUGUAUCCGGUCUCAGAGAUAACACAAUUAAGAUUUGGGAUCGGAAGACAUUGCAGUGUGUAAAGGAAUUACAAGGUCACACAGGGUCAGUGCUAUGUCUGCAAUAUGAUGAGAGAGCCAUCAUCUCAGGGUCUUCAGACAGCACCGUCAGGGUAUGGGAUGUGAACACCGGUGUGAUGCUGAACACCCUGAUACAUCAUUGUGAGGCUGUACUGCAUCUCAGGUUCUGUAACGGCAUGAUGGUCACGUGCAGUAAGGACCGAUCGAUAGCUGUAUGGGAUAUGACGUCGACAACGGAGAUUCUUCUCCGGAGAGUGUUGGUGGGGCACCGAGCAGCCGUCAACGUGGUAGACUUCGACGAGAAGUAUAUCGUCAGCGCCAGUGGAGACAGAACUAUAAAGGUGUGGAACACGUCGUCGUGCGAGUUCGUGCGGACGCUGAACGGACACAAGCGCGGCAUCGCGUGCCUCCAGUACAGAGACCGACUCGUGGUCUCCGGCUCCUCCGACAACACCAUCCGCCUGUGGGACAUCGAGUGCGGCCAGUGCAUCCGCGUGCUGGAGGGACACGAGGAACUCGUGCGGUGUAUACGGUUCGACAACAAGCGCAUAGUGAGCGGUGCGUACGACGGCAAGAUCAAAGUCUGGGAUCUGCCGGCAGCACUGGACGUUCGCACCCCGCACCAGGACUUGUGUUUGCGAACCCUCGUGGAGCACACCGGCCGCGUGUUCCGGCUACAAUUCGACGAGUUCCAAAUCGUGUCGUCCUCGCACGACGACACGAUACUGGUGUGGGACUUCCUCAACUACGGGGGCGCGUCCCCGCGCGAGGGGGCGGCGGGGGGGCCGGGCGCGGGGGCGGCGGCGGGGGGCGGGCCCGCGCCCGGCGCCGCCCCGCAGCCGCGCCCCCGCACCCCCGACCACGACAGGGACCUCUACGACUAGGAAAAACGAAAUCGCGUUAAGGACAACACUGGUUAUGUACGUCGCUGGAAUAUGUGGUUAUAGUGAAGUGCUAGUGAAGUGACGGUACCAAGAGGACAUACUCGGUAGCUGUUACUAGUGAAGUGGCGGUACCAGGGGAACAUAACUUGGU
This is a messenger RNA of Achroia grisella, 1858 nucleotides long. RefSeq names its product beta-TrCP (gene slmb). Gene Ontology annotation, molecular function: protein dimerization activity. The transcript has 12 exons. NCBI's taxonomy places the organism in Eukaryota, Metazoa, Arthropoda, Insecta, Lepidoptera, Pyralidae. The coding region runs from base 109 to 1707 and encodes 532 amino acids. The record is from RefSeq and is a predicted model, not a curated record.